CCCUAUUCUACCUGUCAACCUCUACGCUCUUUUCCUCACCUCCUUGUCAAUCAACACUCAGAUCACUUUCGCGAUAGAUGGUCGCGCCACCAUGGCAUUCUGCCAGCGGGUAAAUUAUGGAAAUUCCUCUGGUUUCCAGGCAUGUUCGCUGGUCCGACUGGCCAUGAAAAAGGGGAUCUGGAAGUCCCACAUCACAAAUGCCAAGUCUGCGUGCGUGCAUUUGUCUUCAACCAGCCAUUCACUACAGCUUUACCUGAAUGGUUGCACCAGAUUCCCAGAGCGUCAGCCCGGUAUUGGGAUCGAUGAUGGCUAGAAUCAAUUGUUCGCAGCACUUAUUCCAGAUUGAAAG
Messenger RNA from Aspergillus pseudonomiae, 349 nucleotides. RefSeq lists its product as uncharacterized. Bases 92 to 313 code for a protein of 73 amino acids. The transcript has a single exon. NCBI's taxonomy places the organism in Eukaryota, Fungi, Ascomycota, Eurotiomycetes, Eurotiales, Aspergillaceae. The record is from RefSeq and is a predicted model, not a curated record.